GGGGCGUGUCUUAGCUGUCCGAGUGUCCCCCUCUGGCUGUCAUUUCCUCGGGUGUGCGGGCAACAUGGCAAGCUGCAGCUCUGGACAGAUCCCGGGGGCCACACCGGACUCCGACUCGGACUCGGAUACCGAGGGGCUCCGUCCCCGGCUGCAGGUCAUCCACAGCGGCCACUUCAUGGUCUCCUCACCCCACCGGGGGAAAGAAGCCGAGGGUCCGGGCAAGGUCCCAGCCAGCAGCAUCGAUCCCACGCUGACCCGACUCUUCGAGUGUAUGAGCCUGGCCUACAGUGGAAAAUUGGUGUCUCCAAAAUGGAAGAAUUUCAAGGGCUUAAGACUACUGUGGAGAGACAAGAUCCGUCUGAACAAUGCUAUCUGGAGAGCCUGGUACUUACAAUAUGUGGAGAAAAGGAAGACCCCUGUCUGUGGCUUUGUAACACCUUUGGAUGGAUUAGAAGGAGAAGAUCACCGUAAGCCAGAGGCUGUGGUGCUUGAGGGAAACUACUGGAAAAGAAGAAUAGAAGUAGUCAUGAAAGAAUAUAACAAGUGGAGGAUUUAUUACAAGAAACGGCUUAAAAAGCAUCACCAGGAUGGAAAGCCAUUUCAAGAGAAAAAGGUUGCCCCCUCCUGGAGAAGUAGUGAAAUGUUUGCUGGAUGCUCCCGAAUAGAAGAAGUACGGGGAAAGGAAGAUGAUAUGCAGUUUUUUUUGGAUUUCUACUUGACUGAUACAUCUGACACUUUGUUCACCACAACUCAUGGCCAACCGUCUUUCUAUCAAUAUCCAGAUUUUGAUUAUGUCGGGAAUGCAGAUAUGAUACAGCCAGAGUUGGCAACAUUACAGCCUAAUCUGGAUGACUUCAUGGACAUAUCAGAUUUUUUUGGCACCCCACGCCCUUUUCCUUCUCAGCAGCCUCCGGUUUGUUUCCAAGAAACCCAUUGUUAUACCGGCUUCAAUGAGGGAAUUAACAGCCAACCACAUUCUGCAAUUGGUUGUAACCGAACCUUACAGCCUUCCGCCACUUACGUUCCCCGAACAGAUCCUUGCUAUCUGAGUACACCCUUGUCAACUGUUUAUAACAGUUCUGCAGUACAAUGCUCACCGUCCAACACUGAACCCAAACCACUGUCCCAUUAUCCAGAGCCUGCUGAUAGAUACACCAGAGACUCUUACCCACCUACUGCAUCUGUACCCUUACAAUGUAUCUCCCCAAAUCUUCCAGUGCAGGAUCAGGAUAUGCUGUUUCCACCAGUAUCCUGCCCUAAGCUUCCAUAUACUACUGUGACCACUGAAACCACCAUCUUAAAUCAAGCCACACCUCUGACUAGGCAUGCAGAUGUCUACCCGCUAUACACUGAGCCUCCAACGCACAUUGAGACUCCUCAUGUGUUCCCUUUGCCAAAAGCUUGUUCAAGAGGUUCAGCCAGCAGAACUAGGAGGCCUUCUGUUGAAGGAGCAACAAGAUCUCUCUGUAGUGUCAGUCAAACCUGCAUUUCAGCAUCUAAACCAGACUCUCCUGCACAACUCCAGUCUUGUGGGCCUAAUGGACUGAGUAACACGACAGGCAGUAGGUCAGAAGCUAUGUCUUUUCCAGGCAUUUCUGUACCACCUAUUCCAUCUUCCCCUACACAAAGUGGCCUUGGUUUUCCCUCUCCUCCGCCUUCAAUAUUCCUCAGUCCUGUUUUAUGUAGUCCAAGCAACAGCACAGUUUCUGAAACCACAAACUUUACAGGUCCUUCUCGGCAUCCGAAAACUGAAAGGUUUUCUCCAUCAUCAGUCUGCAGUGAUGAUCGCAAAGACACGCUAACUGUGCCCUGUGCCCAAAAUUCUCUUACCUGGCAUAAAAGUGACAGCAAAAAGGUUGAGAGCAGACGCAUAACGCACAUCUCUGCCGAACAGAAGAGGCGCUGCAACAUUAAACUUGGAUUUGACACCUUGCACAGUCUGGUGACAAGUCUGCAUGGACAGCACAGUAACAAGCUUAGUAAGGCGACCACCUUGCACAAGACAGCAGAUUACAUCUAUAAGCUGCAGCAGGAGAGGGCCCAGCUACAGGAAGAAGCCCAACGCCUGCGUCACCAAGUGCAGGAGCUAAGCGAUAACAUCAACCUGUGCCAGCAGCAGCUGCCAGCCUCCGGAGUUCCAGUCACACACCAGCAUUUCCAGCAUAUGCAACAAAUGUUUCAGAAUUAUGUCCAGAGCAGGACGCUGCAGAAUUGGAAGUUUUGGCUGUUCAGCCUCAUUAUCCGUCCUCUGUUUGAUUCAUUUAAUCGUAUGGUGUCCACAGCGAGUAUGGCGGAUCUCAGGGAAACAGCUCUGGACUGGCUGGACCAACACUGCUCCCUGCCUGCCCUGAGGCCUACGGUGUUGAGCUCUUUAUGUCAGCUUAGCACAUCAACAUCCAUCCUGACUGACCCAUCCUUGAUGCCAGAGCAGGCAAUGCAAGCAGUCACCCAAGGAGAGAGCGCAAAUAACUUCUACUAGACCAGCCAUUCAUCAGCCAUCCACAUAGGAUGUAUACUGCUAGGGCCUUAACAGAGAACUCUGGGAUAUUUCAUAACCUUAAGCUUGAGUCCCUAAGUGCCUGAGACCUGAAAAUACCAUUCUGAGCUCCGUGAGCCAGUAUUUAGUGUUCCCUCAUCUUUCUCCGCCCAGUGUUAACAUUGUUCAGGAUUUUCAUGUCUUCUGUAUUUUCUUUACAUUUAGUUGUAUAAUUGUGUUUUCUUUGUACAUCUCACAUAAACAUUGUGUAUUAUA
Rana temporaria (common frog) is the source of this 2752-nucleotide messenger RNA. It is a transcript of the gene MLXIPL, whose product is annotated as MLX interacting protein like. Gene Ontology annotation, biological process: spermidine biosynthetic process; regulation of transcription by RNA polymerase II; L-arginine catabolic process. The transcript has 17 exons. Lineage: Eukaryota; Metazoa; Chordata; Amphibia; Anura; Ranidae. Gene Ontology annotation, molecular function: arginine decarboxylase activity; RNA polymerase II cis-regulatory region sequence-specific DNA binding; DNA-binding transcription factor activity, RNA polymerase II-specific. The coding region runs from base 65 to 2479 and encodes 804 amino acids. The record is from RefSeq and is a predicted model, not a curated record. Gene Ontology annotation, cellular component: nucleus.